This is a messenger RNA of Hypomesus transpacificus, 2928 nucleotides long. RefSeq names its product anoctamin-9. Gene Ontology annotation, cellular component: plasma membrane. Gene Ontology annotation, biological process: chloride transmembrane transport. NCBI's taxonomy places the organism in Eukaryota, Metazoa, Chordata, Actinopteri, Osmeriformes, Osmeridae. Gene Ontology annotation, molecular function: chloride channel activity. The record is from RefSeq and is a predicted model, not a curated record.
UGACAUUCCUUAACUACAGCACGCUAGUACAGUACGCUACAACAAUACAUUUGUUUCCUGGCAAAGUACGGAAGUUGUUCACCUGUUUAAGUGCUGUAUUGUAUUGUUCAGGAAUUCAGAUGCUUUUGUUGAGUACACUACUCCGAAAGGCUUCUUGUAAGCCCGCGAAAUUUUGGUGAUUGAAGACCAUACCAAGUCGUACCUGGAUUCAACAGCUGUUCAUCAUGCCAGGCCACAGGAGGCAGGGCAGCAUUGAGCUGUUGGAACUGUUUAGAGUGGUGAAGGAGAAUGGCAGUGAGUCCGGUGCACCUCCACCUGUGCACACUCCACUAUCAUAUGACUUUGUCCUAGUUGCAAAAGAAAUUACUGACCAGGAGAAAGAGGCAUUCAAGAAGCAAGUUGCAUUCAUUGAAGCACUAAAGAGGAAGAACUUAAAAAUCACAAAAAUCAUAGAUGACGACAUAGUCUUCUACGGGAUUCAAGCCCCCAUCGGGAUAUUUGAAAAGUACAGGUACCUGCUAAAAGUGUCGGAUGCAUGUAACUGGAGCUGUGAACAACAGGGUACAAUACCACUCUCCACCAGAAUCCGGAUUGUCCACUUCAUCUUGAAUAACACCUGCCUUGACACAGGAGAAGACCUGCGGGGUCUCAUGAAGAAGAAUGUUUUUGACGCAAAGUUCUGUUUGCAUGAGAAAAAGAUACAGAAGGAACUGACGAAAAGCUGGGCACGAUGGAGCGCUUGCUUCCAGGGGCAACCAAUCACAGCAGUCAGGAACUACUUUGGAGAAAAGGUAGCCCUUUACUACCUGUGGCUGGGCUGGUACACAUGUCUGCUCAUCCCAGCUGCUGUCAUAGGGGUCAUUGUAUUCCUCUAUGGGUUGGCCUUUUUCAACACCUCUCCACUCGUAAAGGAGAUUUGUGAGUCUGACGCUGUCAUGUGUCCCCUUUGUGACAAGAGAUGCAAAGUGUGGCAGCUUUCUGACACUUGCGAUUACGCUAAGGUAAGCCUUCUAUUUGACAAUGAGGGGACAGUUGCGUUUGCUAUGUUCAUGGCAAUAUGGGCCACUUUGUUCUUGGAGUUUUGGAAAAGACACCGGGCUUCCUAUGUCUGUGAAUGGAAGGUGUUUGAUUGGUCCGAGGAGGAGGAGGAGUUGAUCUUGGACAUUGUAAAUGAUGGAGAAUGUGAGCCCAAAGAAUAUAAGCAUUCCUAUCUUCGUAGCACCGUGGUUCUGAUCCUGGUCACCUUGAUGAUGCUGCUGAUCCUUGGCCUGGCCCACGCCCUGGUGGUGUUCCGGGUGCUGGCUACUGUGCUGCUGGUGGAGUCUCCCUCGGAAUUUCUCCGUGAUCACUCCAACACAGCUGCUGUGAUAUUGGGGGCAUUGGUGCACUUCUUCACCAUUAGCAUCAUGGCACAUGUCAACAGGAAGGUAGCACUCAAGCUUUGUGAAAUAGAGAAAACGAGGUCCUUUGCUGCCACCGAGAGGAGCUUCACUGUCAAGAUGUUCACCUUCCAGUUCUUCACCUACUUCUCCUCACUCUUCUACGUGGCAUUUUUCCUGGGUAGGAUAAAUGGACAUCCAGGUGGCUAUGUGCGGAUUGCAGGGAAGUGGAGACUGGAAGAAUGUCACCCAAGUGGUUGCCUCACAGACCUUUUUAUCCAGAUGGCCAUCAUUAUGGUGCUCAAACAGACGGUCAGCAAUGUCUUUGAGUUUGCCGGCCCCUGGUUCUGCAGGUGGUUCAAAAGGAGGAAGACCAAGUUCACGAGGAGGUGUCUUCAUUGUUACCACAAAGAAGGCUCCAACGCCGAAGAGGUGGCGAAUCUGUGUGACAACUGCACGCUAAAGGAUUUACUCUGCAACUACCGUCUGAAUGAUGUUGACUCCUUUAGCCUUUUCGAGGAGUUCCUGGAGAUGGUGAUCCAGUUCAGCUUCACCACCAUCUUCGUGGCGGCGUUUCCUCUGGCUCCUCUUCUUGCUCUUAUGAAUAACAUCAUAGAGAUACGUCUGGACGCCAUUAAAAUGGGGCUGGAACGCAGAAUGGUGCCCAAGAAAACCAACGAUAUCGGUGUGUGGACUGAUGUUUUGGAGGCCAUUGGUGUGUUGGCAGUCAUUGCUAAUGGGCUAGUCAUCGGGGUCUCAUCAGACUUCAUCCCACGUUUGGUGUACCGCUAUUGUUAUGGCCCCUGUGCCAACAGCAAUGUGACAGGUGUCGACUGCAUGGCGGGCUACAUCAACAACACUCUGUCCAUUGUACGUGUGGAUGACCAGAUCAUCCAUAGUGAAUUUUUACCCAACCAGAUGAUAACUCACAGUGGAGUGAACGUCACCGCCUGCAGUUAUAAAGACUACAGAAGUAACGAGGACUUCAGCCUCACUCGACAGUACUGGCUGAUAUUAGCAGUGCGGUUUGCCUUUUACAUGCUUUUUGAGCACGUGGUCGUCAUAUGCAAAUUCAUUGCAGCCUGGUUUGUUCCAAGUGCACCCAUGCAAGUUAAGAAUGACAGACUCCAUGACAAACUCCGUAGGCUGAAGGAGGAGCUUCGGUCGUCUAAGGUAUGAAAACCUUAGACAGGUUGGAGUUAUAUGAAGGUAGAGCACUUCAGUGUGUCCACACACCCAGAUUGAUGAGUCUACUGAGGAAUAAUAUUGUUAUCUCAAUGACGUGCGUUUGUUAAAAUGUAUGGUCAAAUGUUGAAGUGCUGGCCAAAUGAAUUUUGGCAAGUGUUAUUGACGGUACAGUUUGUAUUGUGAGUGUUUGUGGAGUUACUUGGGCCUUGUACAACCUUUUACUACUUUUCCUUGCAGUGUUUUGUUUUUGUAUAUCCUUUGUUGUAUAUUCUUGACAUUGUCAUUGAUGAUUACCUAUCAUCACAAUUUUCCAAGGACGAAAUGCAAAAAAAUAAAAAAUAAAACUUUUUUGUACAGAAAA